This is a messenger RNA of Hermetia illucens (black soldier fly), 2147 nucleotides long. RefSeq lists its product as uncharacterized. Lineage: Eukaryota; Metazoa; Arthropoda; Insecta; Diptera; Stratiomyidae. The transcript is spliced from 4 exons. The record is from RefSeq and is a predicted model, not a curated record. The coding region runs from base 238 to 1974 and encodes 578 amino acids. Gene Ontology annotation, molecular function: monocarboxylic acid transmembrane transporter activity.
GAUAAGAUAAAACUUUAUUUUUUAAGAUUGUCCGUCACUUCUUGUAAGACUGAACUGUUGCAGUUUUUGUUCGCUACAAGAUUUUUUUCCACUAUCAGUGAAAUUAGUAACCAAAUUUUUCUCACAUCUCAAAAUCGGAUAAAAUCCGGGAAAAUCGUAAUUCAUCUCGAUGAACGUACAAGGUCGGCUGAAAUUCGUGCAAUUGCAAUCUUUUAUACGUAAAAGUAAGGAAAUGUGAUGGAUCGAGUGCCGGUUACGAUACGUGAAGUGCCCGCAGCAGCCGCCAUUGCGGCAAGAUUGCCGCGUGGACCAGCAAGGAUCGAGCAACGGAUCGUUAAGGAGCAUCUCGAUCAGAAGUACCUUCUUUGUGGAUUUGCAAUUCAUGCAUGCAUUGUGGCACCUGUGUACCUGUACGGAAUACUUGUCGACAGACAAUCAGGUCAUACCAUCAGGAUAUGGCCAGCGAUCCUUUACCAGGCAUCCUACCAAGUCUGUCAAUCAUUCCUUCAUCACACAAACGACCAGGGAGGUGGAAAAGUACAAGUGAGCGAAAUGAAUAAUCGGAGAAUAAUUCUAGUCGCGGCGCUUAUCACCUGCUUGGCAAUCACCUUAUCAGGUUUUCUAUUCUCACCGUCUUGGGUCAAGACGACAACUACGACAGAGCUUUUAGCUGUUAUCAUUUAUGGAUUAUUUGGAGGCAUCGGAUCCAGCAUCAUUUUUGAUCGAACUCACUUAAUACUCGAAGCAGUCCGACCCAAGGAGGAUAAAUAUGUUCGAAAGACUGUUCACCUCUGCGGAGAGGCCUUCUGCCAUCUUUUUCUCUCAUUCGUUAUUAGUAGUCUACGAACACUCUACGCCCCCUCACUGGCAACCUUCAUCAGCGGAAUCGCUCUACUGAACUUGAUCCCGCUUGCCCUCCUCAUAUCCGGACGAAUCAAAAAACCUGCACUACCCGCAGGGCGUACCCUUAAAAUUAAAGAAGAGUCAAGGUACGAGAGCCUUCCAGGAUUUUUCAAAAUACCAUCUAAAUCCGCGGAGGGCUUGGACGGGAUCGAACUUCAACAAAAAAGUUGGCGAAGUCCGCAUGAGGUCCAUUGCAACUAUAUGGCCAUAACUCCAGAAGAGGCACACGUGGCGUAUAUAAACUCAAAUGGGGUUGAAAUCAUGGAGAUCAUUCAUGAAGAGGACGAAACUACGUCAAAUAUGAGAUCAAGUUCUGCAACCAUCAACACGGCUCGGAGUGCCAGCGUCUGUAUUGAGACACCUCCUGUUCUACAUCCUCCGCCACAGACGACGAAUCUUGAAAAAGUCCAGCAGUUCUACCGCCACUUUGCAGAUCAGUUGUUGGACCUGGUUAUCAUCAAACUGGUGAAUCCAUUGCAGCGCGCCGUAGUUGUUCCAGCCUUCUAUCCGGCCAUGUUCCUUCAAUCCGCUGAUGUCUUCUCAUAUGUGAUGUGUAUGACGAUGCUACCAAGCGUGGCCAUCGACCAGCACCAUAUCAAGCUUGCCGAAAUCCCUUUCCUAUACUCCCUACUGGCUUUCCCGUGGAUUUGCUUCGCGUUAAUGAUCCCCCGAUUCGGGACCACCUUGAAUCGACAGAAGAACAAGUGGCACAUGAUAGCUUGCUUGGCGAAAGGGAUUGCAUUUCUUUCCAUGAGCGUAUCGUCCUCGAAAUUACUCUUAAGUGUUGCGACCGUAUUUCUGGGAUUCGGACAAGCGGUGACCAUGUUCCUGCAGGACUCCAUCAUACAAGCUGGUAUCAACCCUACAAAGUGGCUUAAUGUUAAGUACACGAUGUAUACAGCCACAGGACUCCUUAUUAUCCUGUGGGGGUUCUUGGGGCAACUGAUUGUGAUAAAGUACGGAUUCCAAGCGAACAUAGGAUUCGUUGCGUUGAUUUACUGGUCCAGUGUGACUGCCUGGUAUGUCUUGAUUGGAUUCAAAUUAACGGAGAGCUGUAUAACCUUUGAGUAAGCUGGUUGUCGCAGCAAGAGCUUUGGAGUGCUUCGUAUCGGAUCUAAAGGCAGAUUGUAUGUGGUGCUAAGUUCGAAUAAAUUAGUGUCUAAGCUUUUAUAGUUUGUAAGUGAAUCCGUUGUCCGAUUCGUUUAUUAGAGAAGAAAUAAAGAGUGUCUGACUUUGUAAGGCUA